UUGACGACCACGGUGAUCGGUGUGACGGGUGGCAAAGUGGCCCUACCCUGUAAUAUAACGCCCCCCACAUAUGACGACGCCGUCUCCCUUAUCCUUUGGUACAAAGACGAGUCCACAACACCUAUAUAUAGUCUGGACGCGAGGAAAGGCAACUUAGAUCAGGCGCGACACGCGUCUGAAGAUAAUCUGAUAUCGCGAUCGUAUAUGAAUACCAUUCAAAGACCGGCGCAUCUCAUGCUUGAGCUCCUGUCGACAGAAGACGCCGGAGAAUAUCGGUGUCGCGUCGACUUCAGGAAAGCCAGAACCAGAAACUCUGUUAUCUUUCUCGAAAUUAUUGUUCCACCCGAGAAACCAGUCAUUAUGGACGGCAACGGAGAGCCACAGCCGGCCCUCAUCGGGCCCUACAACGAAGGCGACCGACUAGUGUUGGUGUGUGUGGUAGAGGGGGGCAAACCUACCCCAUCCCUCACGUGGUGGAGAGAGUCUGUAUUACUGGACGACAGCUACGAAAUGAUAGGCAACGGCGGAUCGGUUCGCAAUCAACUGGAGAUACAAUCACUUCAACGCCACGAUCUGAUGGCUGUGUUCACGUGUCAGGCCUCUAAUAAUAACAUAUCAAUGCCUACCUAUACCACAGUCAGCGUCGAUCUUAACUCCUCUCAGAAGAGCAGAGCCCCGGCAUAA
Medioppia subpectinata is the source of this 684-nucleotide messenger RNA. The record is from the annotation of a GenBank genome assembly. Lineage: Eukaryota; Metazoa; Arthropoda; Arachnida; Sarcoptiformes; Oppiidae.